Messenger RNA from Tilletiopsis washingtonensis, 1434 nucleotides. RefSeq names its product 3-carboxy-cis,cis-mucoante lactonizing enzyme. The record is from RefSeq and is a predicted model, not a curated record. Gene Ontology annotation, molecular function: 6-phosphogluconolactonase activity; protein binding. Bases 9 to 1316 code for a protein of 435 amino acids. NCBI's taxonomy places the organism in Eukaryota, Fungi, Basidiomycota, Exobasidiomycetes, Entylomatales. The transcript is spliced from 7 exons.
CGCCCAGCAUGUCGGCCGCCGCUUCGUCGUCGCAGUGCCCGCGCAUCCGCCACCUGCUCACCGGCACGUUCAACUCGCCCGCGCUGCACCUGCUGCGCUUCGACUCGCUCACGCGCGCCCUCGUGCUCCUGGCGCCGCUGCCCGCGCGCGGGCCGCACCAGUUCCUGUGCGUCGGGCGCAGCGCCGCCGCGCCGCCGCACGCCGUCGACCGCGUGUAUGCGACGACGUGGGCCGCGGCGCCCGAGAUCAGCAGCUGGGCGCUCGAGUGGCCGCUGGCCGGCGGCGGCGGCGACCCGCACGUGCGGCUCCUCAACGCCGUGCCCAUCACCGCCACGUCCUCCUACGUCUCCGUGCAGCCGCCGGCCUUCCACUCGCUCACCGCGCCCGGCUUCGGCGUCGCGCCCGCGGCCGGCGCCUCGCGUGUCCUCUACUCGGCCGGCGGGCCCACGGGCGAGAGCCACACGCUGCGUGCCGACGGCAGCAUCGGCGAGCGCAUCGAGGAGAUCGUGUUCCUCAAGGGCGGGCCGAGCGCGCUGCGCGUCGCCGACAAGACUCGCAAGGCCCUUCGCUACGGCUCGCACAGCAUCGACACGGGCGUCAACGGGCACACAUACGUGGCAGACCUCGGCCGCGAUGCGAUCCUUGUGUAUGCGCGCGACAAUGCCAGCGGCAAGCUCGAGCUGCUGCACGAGGUGCCCACGCCGCGCAAGGGCGACGGGCCGCGGCAUGUCGUGCCCAGUGCCGACGGGCGGUGGGUGUACAGCGUGACUGAGCACACAUCAUACGUCGACGCAUUCGAGGUCAUGCCCGACGGCCGGCUCGAGUACAUGCAGACAGUCGACAUCUUGCCCGAGGAGCACGAGGACGACCGCGAGCAGUAUCGCGGAGACACGGUGCGCAUCUCGCCCUCCGGCACCUCCAUCCUGGCCACGACGCGCGGGAAAACAGCCGGCGUGCGGGGCUUCGUGCGUGCCUGGGCGCUGCACCCCAACUCCGUCGUCGACGACCCGAAUGCGACCGUCGGCGGGCCCAUCGGCGCACUCAAGGCCACGUUCGAGACGCCCAGCUCCGGCGGCAAGGCCAAUGCCAUCGAGUGGGCACCGCGCUACCCGCUCAUGGCGUCGCCCGAGGAGCAGGGCGGCGUCGACGGCAGCGGCGAGCACGACCUGGCCGUGCUCACCGACGACGAGCAGGGCCACGUGCUCGUGCUCAGCUGGGACGGCAGCGACCUCAAGGAGCUCGCCCGCGUCACGCUUCCCGGCACGGGCGACGACGGCCGCCCGGAGGGCGCCAGCCACGCCGUGUGGCUGUCGUGAGGUGGCCGCUGGCGGGCGCUCUGCAGGUUAAUGUCAUCCUUUGCUGCUAGGUGUACGAUGCCGUGCGUCUGAGGCGAGAAUUAGCGCACUCAGAUGGAGCGUAGAAGGCUGUGUGCGC